Messenger RNA from Yarrowia lipolytica CLIB122, 879 nucleotides. The record is from RefSeq and is a predicted model, not a curated record. Lineage: Eukaryota; Fungi; Ascomycota; Dipodascomycetes; Dipodascales.
AUGUCAGAUUCUGUGCUUCUGACUGUGUGCUUACGGGCCUCCUUUUUGGCCGGAGCAGUAGGCUCGAAAAUCGUGUUCCACCCCCUGGACACAAUUCGAACCCUCCAACAAACAUCCACCAACUUCAACUACAUUCUCCCGUUACACCGCUACUGGCGUGGCCUGGGCGCAUCGGUGGCCCUUACAACCCCGGCGUUCACCACAUACAUGGUGUCUUACCGCCAAUGUAAACGGUUUCUCACGCCGUAUAUAGGCGACGACUCCAUGGCCAACUACGUCAUCAGUGGCGCGGUCGCGGAACUGGCGUCGUCCUUCAUCUGGACGCCCAUGGAGGUGAUCAAGGGCCGAAUGCAGAUUUCGUCGAAAAACAUCAGCACGUUGCAAAUCAUCAAGCGUAUCUACGCGACCGAGGGUCUGCGAGGCUUUUUCCGAGGCUACGUGAUGGGCAUUGUGGUGUUUCUGCCGCACUCGGUGGUCUGGUGGGUCACAUAUGAAAAGACCAAGGCGUGGAUGGAGAAGCGAGGCGAGCUGGGGCUCAAGGAGUACGCUGUGAGCUCGGCGGCCGCCACAUGUACUGCAUCGGUGGCGUCCAACUUUCUGGACGUGGUCAAGACCCGGCAACAGCUGGCGGUGUCGGACGAGAUUCGAGGCAUGCGUCCGGACGACCAGAAAAGCGUGUUUCAGGUGGGCAAGAAUCUGAUCAAGGAGGUGGGCCUGGGCCGGGCGUUGUUCAAGGGCCUGCAUAUCCGGUUGCUUCACUCGCUGCCGUCCUCGGUGCUCAGCAUGAUCAUUGUGGAGACGCUGAAUCCUGACACCAAAAAGUCGAGGGAAAAGCACCAUGGUGAGCAGAGACAAUCUUUCGAAGCUGCUGAUGUGUAG